AUGGCUAUGGUGUUCAAGCUUCUGUAUCUUUACUGCAUACUAUUUGGAUUCUUCUUCCUCGUGAACACCACCAUUGUUGAUCAAAAUCAAGAAAGGGAAAGCUUGAUUUUGUUCAAGAACUCACUUUUGAAUCCAGAAAAGCUUUCCACUUGGGACCUCACCACCCCACAUUGUCAAUGGGAAGGGGUUUCUUGUCAAAACGAACGAGUUACUUCACUCAUUCUCUCAGCCCACUCACUCAAUGGCCCUCUUCCAGUUUCGCUUUUUUCUCUUUCCAACCUUGUCGUCCUCAACCUCUCUUCUAAUCUUUUUUACGGUAAACUUUCCCAGAAAAUAUCCCAACUCCGGCUGCUGAGGGUGCUCGAUUUGGGUGAUAACCAGCUUUCCGGGGAGUUACCGAUUGAACUCUGCGAGUUGACUCAGUUGCAAACCCUUGAACUUGGACCUAACUUCUUCUCUGGGAUAAUUCCUCCUGCUAUGGGACGGUUAUCGAAUUUGCAGUCUCUUGACCUCUCUUCCAACUCCCUCACCGGAAUAAUCCCGCCGGAGCUUGGAAACCUCAUGAAGCUUCGGUCGUUUGGUCUCGGCAACAAUUUUCUAUCAGGUUCUCUCUCUCCUGCUCUCAUUACCAAUCUUAGCAAUUUAAUCUUUUUGGAUAUUGCUAAUAAUACACUUUCCGGUCACAUUCCUCCUGAAAUUGGAAACCUUUCAAAUCUUACCGAUCUUUAUCUCGGAAUCAAUCGUUUCUCCGGCGUACUUCCGCCGGAAAUUGGAAAUCUUGAAAGAUUACAGAAUUUUUUUGCUCCUUCUUGUUUACUCCAGGGUCCGUUACCGGAUACAGUUUCUAACCUAAAAUCUUUAUCAAAACUUGAUCUUUCUUAUAACCCAUUGAAGUGUUCUAUCCCAAAAUCCAUCGGAGGAUUGCGAAACCUGACUAUCUUGAACAUUGUUUACUCCGAACUAAAUGGUUCUAUUCCUAGAGAGCUCGGGAACUGUCGUAAUCUCAUGACUUUGGUGCUUUCUUUCAAUUCGUUAACGGGAUCUUUACCGGAAGAGCUUUCACAGCUUCCAUUAUUAACGUUUUCUGUGGAAAAGAACCAGCUUACGGGUCCUUUGCCACCUUGGAUUGGCAAAUGGGACCAGAUAAACUCACUUUUGUUGGCUGGAAACCGGUUUACAGGUCGGAUCCCACCGGAGAUUGGUAACUGCACAAUGCUUAAUAUCAUCGGUUUAAGCAACAACUUGUUAAUGGGUUCUGUUCCAAAGGAGAUUUGCAAUGCUGUUUCGCUAACAGAGAUUGAUCUUGAAAAUAAUCUGCUUUCAGGUUCAAUUGGGGAUACGUUUAUGGGUUGUAGUAAUCUUUCUGAAUUGGUGUUAUCUCAUAACCAGUUUGUUGGGUCUAUUCCUGAUUACUUUUCCAUGCUUCCAUUGAUGGUUCUUGAUCUUGAUUCCAAUUACUUAACGGGUUCAAUUCCGAUAAGUUUAUGGAGCUUGACAAAUUUGAUGGAGUUAUCAGCUGCAAAUAAUCAGUUGGAGGGUAAUCUUCCUCAAGAAAUUGGGAAAACUGUCGCAUUGGAAAGGUUGAUUCUUAGUAAUAACAGAUUAAACGAAGAAAUCCCGAAGGAAAUUGGGAAGCUUUCUUCACUUUCUGUUCUUAAUUUGAAUUCAAAUCGUUUUGGUGGUUUCCUUCCUCCUGAACUUGGUAACUGUAUCUCUCUUACUACAAUGGAUCUUGGUGACAACAGGUUCAAUGGGUCAAUUCCGUUGGAAAUCACUGGUUUGCCCGAAUUACAGUGUUUGGUGCUUUCAAACAAUGAUCUUUCUGGUUCAAUUCCUUUUUCGAACAAUUCAAGAUAUUUCAGUCAAGUUAGCAUUCCAGAUUCGAGCUUUGUUCAACACCAUGGGUUGUAUGAUCUUUCCCACAACCGGUUGACAGGUUCUAUACCUGAUGCAUUAGGAAGCUGUUUGGUUGUUGUUGAUCUUUUGCUCGAUGGUAACAUGCUUUCAGGUGAAAUACCGAAAUCUCUGGCUAAGUUAACCAACCUCACCACUUUAGAUUUGUCCAGCAAUCGGUUAUCAGGUGGGAUACCUUCUGAAUUUGGCCGGUCUAUUAAGCUGCAAGGGCUGUAUUUGGGGAACAAUAAUCUCACUGGGAGCAUACCGCCUGAACUUGGCCAGCUCCACAGUUUGGUUAAGCUUAAUUUGACUGGAAAUAGUUUUUCAGGGUCAAUUCCAUCCACAUUUGGGAGCUUAAGUGGGUUGACACAUUUGGAUUUAAGCAAUAAUCUGCUUAAUGGUGAACUUCCUUUCACCCUUUCAAAAAUGGCAAAUCUUGUCGGGCUCUUUUUACAGCAAAACUUGAUAUCUGGUCACAUUGAUGAGUUGUUUGUUAGUUCGAAGGAGUGGCGGGUCGAGAUCAUGAAUUUGAGUACCAACUUUUUCACUGGUGCAAUGCCUCAAGCUCUAGGCAACAUGACUUAUUUGACAUCUUUAGAUCUUCAUGGAAAUGCAAUUGCCGGUGAAAUCCCGUGGGGGCUAGGAAGUCUUAUUGGGCUUGAGUACUUGGAUUUCUCAAACAACAAGCUCUCGGGUCAAAUUCCCGAUAGCUUAUGCAGUGUUUCGAAUUUGAAUUUCAUGAAUUUGGCUGGAAACCGAUUAGUAGGCCCUGUUCCUAGAAACGGAAUCUGUGGCAAUCAAUCAAGAAUUUCUUUAUCUGGCAACAAAGCUUUAUGUGGUGGGAUUCUUGGUUUGCAAUGCCCAAGUAAGAUCUUUAGAAAAAGAUUGCAGUUCUUUAAUCUUUGGUCAUUGGGUUCAAUUGCUAUUGGGACUUUGUUCAUCACUGUUUCUUUGGCGAUCUUGCUCAAAAUAUGGAUCCGUAAAACCAAGAAAAAGACCGACUGCGAAGAUCCCGGUUACAAUAACAGCAGCCCAGCUGAUCAGAAUCUGUAUCUUCUGAGUAACAGCAGGUCAAAAGAGUCAUUAAGCAUCAAUUUAGCUAUGUUUGAACAACCUCUUGUAAAGUUAACUCUUGUUGACAUUCUUGAAGCCACCAAUAACUUCUGUAAAUCCAAGAUAGUUGGUGAUGGCGGAUUCGGUACUGUCUACAAAGCCCGAUUGCCAAAUGGGAAGACCGUAGCAGUCAAGAAACUGAAUCAAUCGAAAUCGCAGGGCCAACGAGAGUUUCUGGCAGAAAUGGAGACUCUUGGAAAGGUGAAGCAUCGAAAUCUUGUAUCUUUACUGGGUUACUGUUCUUUUGGUGAAGAAAAGCUGCUGGUUUAUGACUUUAUGGCUAAUGGAAGUUUGGAUCAAUGGCUACGAAUCAGGACUGAACCCAUGGAAGUCUUGAACUGGACCAAAAGGUUCAAGAUUGCAGUGGGUUCCGCUCGUGGGUUAGCCUUUCUUCAUCAUGGGUUCAUUCCACACAUCAUUCAUAGAGAUAUCAAAGCCAGUAACAUCUUACUAAACGAAGAUUUCGAGCCUAAAGUUGCUGAUUUUGGGUUGGCGAGGUUGAUAAGUGCAUGUGAGAGUCAUGUCAGUACUGAUCUCGCCGGAACUUUUGGUUAUAUUCCGCCGGAGUAUGGUCAAAGCUGGCGGUCAACGACCAAAGGUGAUGUUUAUAGUUUUGGGGUGAUUCUUCUUGAAUUGGUGACCGGAAAAGAGCCAACAGGACCGGAGUUUAAAGACGUCGAAGGUGGAAACUUGGUGGGGUGGGUUUGUCAUAAAAUCAAGAAAGGUCAGGCGGUGGAUGUGCUUGAUCCAACGGUUGUUAAUGAUGACUGUAAACCGGCGAUGCUUCAGACGGUUCAGAUUGCUGCGACUUGUGUUUCUGAUAAUCCCGUUCAUCGGCCGACCAUGCUUCAUGUACUCAAGUUCUUGAAAGGAAUCAAAAAUGAGUUUUUGUGAAGGUUUUCUUGAA
Messenger RNA from Cynara cardunculus var. scolymus (artichoke), 3916 nucleotides. RefSeq names its product leucine-rich repeat receptor protein kinase EMS1. The coding region runs from base 1 to 3903 and encodes 1300 amino acids. Gene Ontology annotation, molecular function: ATP binding; receptor serine/threonine kinase binding; protein kinase activity. The record is from RefSeq and is a predicted model, not a curated record. NCBI's taxonomy places the organism in Eukaryota, Viridiplantae, Streptophyta, Magnoliopsida, Asterales, Asteraceae. Gene Ontology annotation, biological process: protein phosphorylation. The transcript has a single exon.